Messenger RNA from Styela clava, 1844 nucleotides. RefSeq lists its product as uncharacterized. Gene Ontology annotation, biological process: protein O-linked glycosylation via fucose. Lineage: Eukaryota; Metazoa; Chordata; Ascidiacea; Stolidobranchia; Styelidae. Gene Ontology annotation, molecular function: peptide-O-fucosyltransferase activity. The record is from RefSeq and is a predicted model, not a curated record.
ACAUCACAAUGAUAUGGCCAAAAUAUUUCUUAUUCACGAAAAUAAUACGGCUAGUCACGGUUAUUAUGUUGUUGGCAAUUACAUCACAGUUAAUAUUCUUACCUUGUUCACGACUGAAUAUUCGCUACAAUAUGAACAGAAGAGCACAAGUACCCAUCAAUAUUGACGAGAACGACUAUUCCAGUUCUCAAGAAGUUGAUAAAAUAUUCAGACUACUUUCUAUGCAUGAAUGGAGAAAAGAAACCUUUAAAAAAGUUAAAUUCCUGGAGGGAACAAACGAAUUUUGCCCAGAAUGGGCGCAAGAAUUAGAUUGGAAGGGACCAACUACCAAACCCCUGAUACAAUUAGACCCAACUAGAAUAAUUUAUCCAGCCAAUCGCAAUGGACCGAGCUUUGAAUUGAUUUCAUUACAAGAAGCAAUAUUUAUUGGAAUGGUUACAAACAGGACAGUAGUCAUUCCAUCUUUCCGACCACUAACGUCUGAUAUAGAAUCAAUUUACGAAAUCGACUUACCUGCUUCAUUGAGAGUUGAUCUGAAAAUUCUUUCUCAAUUGGUAUCCUUGACAACAGUGGAUAAAAUGCAACGAUUGUGUCAUAAAAGUUUUGACAUUGGAUUUCAGCAAUCGGACGCACCUUGUAACUUUUGUAAUUUCUUGGAGGAAACAAGCGGAAUGUCUCUCAAUUCCUCAUAUAAACAUUUAUUUGGGCAUGAUCAUUUCACUUACAUGAGAAUUUGGUCAAAGAAAUAUGAAUCCAAAUGCAUACCACCUCUCCUACCCGUUCGAAGAAUACACUUUAAAAGUUCGUUCUCUCUUCGAAAUAUUAAAGGUCAAUUUCGUUCCGAUACGCCUUGUGCAGUGCUUAUCAAUACCUACAAAAGUCCUUCAAAGUUGUCACGAAAGGCAAACCAAGAUAUUUUACAGAAAGCAAUGAAAAACUUAUCGUCUGUAACCCAAGAAGACGUAUAUGGUGCCAAUUUAGAAACAAAGUAUAAACUGAUAGAAGUCUUCACACAAAGACCUAGAUAUGUUCGAGAAUUAGCAUCAGAAUUUAUUAUGGAAGUGAUGAAAAAUCAAGCAUACCUGGCUUUGCAUUGGGGAUACGACUUUAAGUCCGAAUGUCGUUCACACAACAACUUUUGUUUUGAAUCGGAGACACUUGGAACAGCAAACCUAUCAGAGGCAAUCUUGCUUGCUGGCACAAAAUUCGGUGUUGAGGAGGUGUUCAAAGAUAUAUCAACAAACUGCCAAACGCCGGAAAGAGUCAAUUUUUAUUUGGUAGCCGGUGCUAAUGACUCCGAGGAAAUAAAACAUCAGAUUGAAGAUGCCAAUUUUCAACGAGAGUUUUUUCGAAAGAUUGCAAAAAACGAAUAUUACAAAGAUCAACGAUGCUGGAAUAUUGAACUAUUCAAUAAAUUUGAUCUUUAUCGAUUUAUUAUCUCAAAAUAUCCAGAGCAAAAAUGUUCUGCAAUCUGGCAAGAUAUACACGAACUCAUGGAUAUGGUAGAGAAUGAAUUAUGCAAACAGAGUGAAGUAUUCAUCUAUUCACCUAAAUCAGUGUGGUCAGAAGUUGCCAUGCAAACCAGAAUUAAUAAUUUGCCAAUUUGGGCAGUAUUUUCAGAGAUUGAUGAACUGACUAAUAUAUCCUAAUUCAAAUCUACUUGCUUUUCCUUGUUUCAUCGGAUAACUUUUGUACCUGAAACAUUAUUAUUUUAUGCAUCUUUGUUAUGGUAUCUUGGUCUUUCUUAAACUUGAAGCACUAAAUCAUUAAAUAUAUAUGGAUCUUAUUUAAAACUACGAACACUUCUUAGCCUAAAAUAUAAGUCUAUUUCAGAUACUAGCGAU